AUGCUCGCCCCAUCCGCCCGCUCGCUCCUCGUCCUCCGCGCUCCCCUCGCCCCGACCCUCGCGGCCCGUGCGUCGACCGUCGCCUCGAUCCGCGCCCUGCAUUCGCACGGGUCCCUCCCGAGCUCGCUCCCCAAGAGCGCGGCCAAGCGCACCGUCACGACGUCGGCGCCGACGCCCCUCGAGCGCAACGAGCCGCGCGUCGUCGACAACCUUCCGUGGCCUCCCAAGCUCCGCAACACGGCGUGGAAGGACCGCAAGUCGGCCUUUACCGAGAUCGCGCCCGUCUACAUCUGGCCCGGCGUGGUCUGCUUCUUCGGUCUCGUGACGGCCUACUACUACCACUCGACGGGCAAGGGCUACCUCGAGCUCGCCACCAACCAGGAGGCGCCCCGCUCGCCCUACUACGAAGCCCGCAAGCGCCCCGUCUGAGCCGUCGUCGCCCGUCUUCCCCUGUACAAAGGUCCGCCUUCUCGCCUUCCCUCCUUUCCCUUGCUUGUGUACAAAGCCCCUGUCUUGCUCUCGUCGGUCUUCCUGCUUGUCUCCUGUCUACGACCCUUUUGUGUACAUACGCCUGAACGAACUGUCAAUAGGAACUCCUCGUCGUGCCCUCG
Molecule: messenger RNA, 611 nt
Organism: Rhodotorula graminis WP1
Lineage: Eukaryota; Fungi; Basidiomycota; Microbotryomycetes; Sporidiobolales; Sporidiobolaceae
Exons: 4
Source: RefSeq, a predicted model, not a curated record